Molecule: messenger RNA, 764 nt
Organism: Phyllostomus discolor (pale spear-nosed bat)
Lineage: Eukaryota; Metazoa; Chordata; Mammalia; Chiroptera; Phyllostomidae
Gene: ORM1
Product: orosomucoid 1
Exons: 6
Coding region: 49-660 (203 amino acids)
Biological process (GO): regulation of immune system process
Source: RefSeq, a predicted model, not a curated record
CUCUUCAGCCACCAGAACCACCGAACUCUGGUGCAUCUCUGUCUCGGCAUGGCGCUGCCUUGGGUCCUCGCAGUCUUGAGCCUUCUUCCUCUGCUGGACGCCCAGAGCCCGACAUGUACCAAUUACACGGUGCCUAUCACCAACGCCACCCUGGACCAGAUCUCUGGCAAGUGGUAUUACAUCGCUUCAGCUUUCCAUCACCUGGAAUACAAGGAGUCGGCUACCAAGUUCAAGGCAUCCUUCUUUUACUUCAUGCCCAACCACACGGAGGACAAAAUAUGGGUUAGAGAAUACUCAACCAUUGGGGACAAUUGCACCUAUGAGUUCAGCCCCUUGACGAUCUAUCGGGAAAAUGGGACCCUGAUGAAAUACGAGAAUGGCACAAGAAACUAUGGCCACCUGAUGCUCCCCAAGGACCGCAGCACCUUCAUGCUUGCUUUUUUCCCAGAAGACCCACAGCAAAUUGGGCUGUCCUUCUACGCUGACAAGCCAGAGGUGACCCCAGAGCAAAUGGAGCAGUUCUAUGAGGACCUCAGGUGCAGAGGCAUGAAAAAGUCGGAGGUUCUGUAUACCGAUGAGAAAAAGGAUCUGUGUAAGCCGCUGGAGAAACAGCACGAGGAGGAAAAGAAGAAGGAAAGCGAGAGGACGGAGAAAGACUAGCUUUGAGUUAAGACCUCAGGGACUUUGGGGGUCUGUCCUGAGCCCCCCACCCACCCUUUGUACCUCAGUUCUUUCUCUCUGUGACAUCAAUAAAGCUUCUGUAU